Molecule: messenger RNA, 1614 nt
Organism: Plectropomus leopardus (leopard coralgrouper)
Lineage: Eukaryota; Metazoa; Chordata; Actinopteri; Perciformes; Serranidae
Product: GDP-L-fucose synthase-like
Biological process (GO): nucleotide-sugar biosynthetic process
Molecular function (GO): GDP-L-fucose synthase activity
Source: RefSeq, a predicted model, not a curated record
UGGUUUUCAGCUUGACACCGGCACCAUCUGUGUGUAGUUUACAGCAGCUAACGGAUGAGCUGUCAGGGUGAGCACACCGCUCCAGUGAGGGUGCUGGUGACAGGAGGGUCCGGCUUGGUUGGCAGGGCCAUACAGCAUGUGGUCAAAAAGGAGGGGGGAGCCAAAGAGGGGGAAGAAUGGAUAUUCCUCUCCUCCAAAGAUGCCAACCUCAUGAACAUGGAAGAGACACGGGCAGCAUUUGAAAAAUAUCGGCCUACCCAUGUCAUUCACUUGGCAGCUAUGGUCGGGGGGCUUUUCAAAAACAUGAAGUACAACCUGGACUUUUGGAGAAACAAUGUCUACAUAAACGAUAACGUGCUGCAGGCAGCACAUGAUGUUGGCGUGGUCAAGGUUGUUUCCUGCCUAUCCACUUGUAUCUUUCCCGACAAGACCACCUACCCUAUAGAUGAGACCAUGAUUCAUAACGGCCCACCUCAUGAGUCAAACUUUGGCUAUGCCUAUGCAAAGAGAAUGAUUGACGUCCAUAACAGGGCCUAUUUCCAGCAAUACGGGCGCUGCUUUACAGCUGUGAUACCCACUAAUGUGUUCGGUCCGCAUGACAACUUCAGCAUUGAGGAUGGUCAUGUGCUGCCAGGCCUCAUACAUAAAGCUUACAUUGCUCAAAAGGAGGGGAAGCCCCUGGUGGUCUGGGGCUCCGGCACUCCCAGAAGACAGUUCAUUUACUCUUUGGACCUGGCUCGUCUCUUCCUGUGGGUCCUGAGAGAUUAUCCAGAGGUUGAUCCAAUUAUUCUCUCUGUUGGAGAGGAAGAUGAAGUGUCCAUUAAAGAAGCAGCAGAAGCAGUUGUGGAAGCGCUGGACUUUAAAGGAGAAGUGGUGUUUGAUACCAGUAAAGCAGACGGCCAGUUCAAAAAGACUGCCAGCAAUGCAAAGCUGCAACGCUACCUGCCAGACUUCACCUUCACGCCCUUUAAACAAGCUUUAAAGGAAACAUGUGAUUGGUUUGUUGCCAACUACGACUCAGCCCGGAAGUGAACACUUUGCCAGACAAGUUGACAUGUAAGUCUUGGAAGACCCGCUCUGUUGGAAGAAAAGGAGAAUAUAGAAGACACGGAAAGCUGGAAGAAAACAAGGUGGCUCAUCUGCAAUGGUAGAUAGAUUGCCUUUACUAAAUGAAGUAUGACAGUUUGAUUCUGUCACUCUGCGAGCUGGACUGAAUAUCUCAGUCUGAGUCUAAGUCUGCAGCAUCAUACCAUAUUAUGGUGUGAAUGUUGACUUGAUUCUCUUUUAUGUAUAGGGAAAACGGUUUGUCUGAUUUUUUUUAAAGAUGGUAAGGUUAAUCAUUUCAAAUGUUAAUUUACUGCUUCAUUCUUUAAAUCCAGGUGCUGGCACAAUUUGAUAAUUUCAGUAACUGUCUAUUAUCAAUCUUUGUCAACAGUUUUUUCGCUGUAUUACCUCCAUUUUUGAAAGCUCUGGGAAUUUAAAUGACCCGGUAUUGAUUCACUUUAUUGAAUGAAGUUCAGAAGGUUAUAGUAUUGUGCUAUUUAACCGGUGGCUUGGAUGUUUUUUUUAAUCAGUAUUUUCGCACUGAGCUAAAUAAAUCUUUUAUACCUAUAA